CGCUGCUCUUGUGCACUGUGUGAGGAGCGUUUUAUAGAAGACACGAUGGAUGAAGAAUUAAAAUGCCCCGUUUGCGGCUCUCUUUUCAAGGAUCCUAUUCUUUUACCCUGCUCACACAAUGUGUGUUUGGCGUGCGCCCGAAAUAUCAUUGUACAGACCCCAGAAGGAGAAACACCUCCGCAAAACCGUGCCUCCGGGAACUCGGACUACGAUUAUUUGGAUAUGGACAAAAUGAGCAUGUAUAGUGAAACGGACAGCGGCUAUGGAUCAUACACGCCGUGCCUCAAGUCUCCAAAUGGGAUACGGGUGUUUCCUCCGACUCUGGUGCACCGCCACUGCUCCAUAACGUGUCCUCUCUGUCACCGUAGUGUCUCUCUGGAUGAGCGGGGACUGAGGGGCUUCCCACGUAACCGGCUACUGGAGGCGAUCGUGUCUCGUUAUCAGCAGAACCGCUCUGCCAACGUGAAAUGUCAGCUGUGUGACCGCAACCCUGUCGAUGCCACUGUGAUGUGCGAACAGUGCGACGUGUUUUACUGCACACCUUGCCAGCAGCGAUGCCACCCUUCCCGUGGACCGCUGGCCAAACAUCGAUUACUGCCACCGACCCAAUCGCCCGCGGCUGGAAGCCAGCAGACGCCCGCCGGCACCAUACGCAAACAGGGAACGUGUGCAGACCAUGACAUGGAGAACUUUAGCAUGUACUGCGUCAACUGCAAGACUCCAGUGUGUAUGAAGUGUCUUGAGGGUGGCAAACACGGGAGUCAUGAUUUAAAACCUUUAGCUGCCAUGUGGAAACAGCACAAGUGUCAACUCUCCCAAGCUUUGAACGGUGUGUCAGAUAAAGCCAAGGAUGCCAAGGAAUUCCUAAUGCAGUUGAAGAACAUGCUUCAGCAGAUACAGGAGAACGGGGUGGAGUUUGAGGCCUGCUUGGUGGCUCAGUGUGAUGCCCUGAUUGAGGCUCUGACGAGGCAGAAAGCCAAGCUCCUCACCAAGGUCACCAAGGAGAGGGAGUACAAGCUCAAGGUGGUGCGUGACCAGAUCACACACUGCACUAUGAAGCUGCGUCAGACCACGGGCAUGAUGGAGUACUGUCUGGAGGUGAUCAAAGAGAACGACCCCAGUGGCUUCCUGCAGAUCUCAGAUGCGCUGAUCAAACGUGUGACGUCGUCUCAGGACCAGUGGGUCAAAGGGGCUUUGGAGCCCAAGGUGGGCCCUGAGUUUGACCUGACCCUGAACACAGACCCCCUGCUGCAGACCAUACUACAGCUGGACUUUGUCCAGAGCAAAGUGGAGUCUGCCACGGUGCCCCCGGCCCCCCUGCUGCAGCUGGAGAAGUGCUGCACCCGCAACAACAGUGCCACCCUGGCCUGGAGGGUCACUGUGCCCCCUAGCAACCCCAUCGAAGGCUACAUCCUGGAGCUGGACGACGGCAACGGGGGUCAAUACAGGGAGGUGUAUGUAGGGAAGGAGACUGUGUGCACUGUGGAUGGCCUCCACUUCAACAGCUCCUACAAUGCCAGAGUCAAGGCCUACAACUCCACCGGAGUGGGGCCCUAUAGCAAGACUGUGGUGCUGAAGACAUCUGAUGUGGCCUGGUUCACCUUCGACCCCACCUCGGCUCACAGGGACAUCAUGUUGACCAAUGAGAACCGGACAGUGAGCUGCAACAGCUACGAUGACCGUGUGGUCCUGGGGACAGCCGCCUUCUCCAAGGGGGUCCAUUACUGGGAGCUCAGGGUGGAUCGCUAUGACAACCACCCGGACCCUGCGUUCGGGGUGGCGAGGAUCAAUACGAUGAAGGACAUGAUGCUGGGGAAGGAUGAUAAGGCCUGGGCCAUGUACGUGGACAACAACCGCAGCUGGUUCAUGCACAACAACUCCCACACCAACAGGGCCGAGGGGGGCAUCUCCAAGGGUGCCACUGUGGGCAUCCUGCUGGACCUGAACAAGUACACUCUAACGUUCUUCAUCAACAAAGAGCAGCAUGGCCCCGUGGCCUUUGAGAACCUGGAGGGAGUCUUCAUGCCUGCUGUCAGCAUCAACAGAAAUGUCCAGGUGACCCUACUAACAGGAAUGGAGGUGCCAAAGAAUAUUAAGCAGCAGUAGCCUCCCAAGGUGUCUAGGCACAGUCCCACCAAUGUCAACAUGGAUUCCUCCUGCUCCACCCCCCCC
Oncorhynchus nerka (sockeye salmon) is the source of this 2172-nucleotide messenger RNA. Its product is annotated as E3 ubiquitin-protein ligase TRIM9. NCBI's taxonomy places the organism in Eukaryota, Metazoa, Chordata, Actinopteri, Salmoniformes, Salmonidae. Gene Ontology annotation, cellular component: cytoplasm. The transcript is spliced from 10 exons. The record is from RefSeq and is a predicted model, not a curated record. The coding region runs from base 46 to 2106 and encodes 686 amino acids. Gene Ontology annotation, molecular function: zinc ion binding; protein binding.